AUGAGCACAAUUAGAGUCAUCAUCCCUUGUGCAGUAAAUCAAGGCUGGACUCUCCAACAGCUUGAUGUCAAGAAUGCUUUUCUACAUGGAGAGCUAGAAGAAGAUGUCUAUAUGGAAAUCCCUCCUGGCUUUGCUACUCCAAAUACCCAGGGAAAAGUGUGCAAAUUGAAAAAGUCCUUACAUGGUCUAAAGCAAUCACCCAGGGCCUGGUUUGGUCGAUUUCACAAAGCCAUGAUUGCCAAUGGCUAUAAGCAAAGCAAUGCUGAUCACACAUUGUUUGUGAAGAAAGUAGGACAGCAUAUCACAAUUCUACUAGUCUAUGUGGAUGACAUAGUGAUCACAGGGAGUGAUAUACAGGAAAUUCAGAAUUUGAAGAAUUAUUUGGGGACAGAAUUUGAGGUCAAAGACUUGGGGCGUUUAAGAUAUUUCUUGGGAAUAGAGGUUGCUUAUUCAGCUAAGGAUAUAUCUCUUUCCCAGAGAAAGUAUAUUCUUGAUCUUCUGAGUGAUACAGGGAUGCUCGGGUGUAAACCUGUUGAUACCCCUUUGGAACCUAACACACACUUAAAGAGCAAGGAAGGUGACCCGGUGGAUAAAGGUACUUAUCAGAGGUUACUAGAACGGUUGAUAUAUCUCUCUCAUGCCCGACCUGACAUCACAUUUGCAGUAAGUGUUGUAAGUCAGUACAUGCAUGACCCUUACUCAUCUCACAUGGAGGCAGCCUACAGAAUUCUGAAGUACCUAAAGUCUUCUCCUGGAAAAGGAAUCUUAUAUUCUCCCCAUAGUAAUCCUCAGAUAGAGGCCUAUACUGAUGCAGAUUGGGCUGGAAGUCCCGAUGAUAGGAGGUCAACAUCCGGAUAUUAUACAUUUGUUGGAGGAAACUUAACUACUUGGAGGAGCAAGAAACAAGCCGUGGUUGCUCGGUCUAGUGUUGAGGCAGAAUUCAGGGCCAUGGCAAAAGGGGUCUGCGAACUUUUGUGGCUCAAGGGGCUUCUUCAAGAUAUAGGUAUGGCUGUUGAUCUUCCUAUGCGCCUCUACUGUGAUAGCAAGUCAGCAAUCAAUAUUGCCCAUAACCCGGAAUUCCAACAAGUUACUGAUAAUUUGGUCUUGAGAAAUAGGGCUGAGAAAUUCAAUGGGCUUCUUCAAAGAAUUCAGUUUCUUGAAGCUCAUAAGUCAGUCUCCUCAAAUUUGAAAUCUGCUAGUGAGCUUUUGGUAAGAUUGUCUGCAAACGUAGAGAAAGCUUUGGGUUUGGAAUAUCAGUUGAACAAGCGCCAGCUCAUUGGAGUGAUGAUUGGUAAUGGAUCAUGUAGCUGGGGUUCUUCCUGCAACAUUGGAGAUGUCCGGGCUGCAUGUUGGGUUCCUUUUGAUAUUUAUAUGGAGACUGCAAUGGAUGGGAAACAGCUUCCUGCCACAUCAUCUAUUGAUAUACUUACAGACUUAACAAAGACACUCCAAGUGAUAAACCGGGCGAGCUGGCAAGAGACCUUCCUAGCACUUUGGGUUUCAGCCCUUCGGCUUGUGCAACGAGAACGUGAUCCUCUAGAAGGUCCCAUUCCACAUCUUGAUGCACGUCUUUGUGUUCUUUUGUCCAUCACACCGUUGGCAAUUGUUCGUGUUGUGGGGGAUGAGAGUGAAAUGCCUUCAGCCGCUUUCCAGGGAGGUAUGGCAUUUGGGAGUGUGGGAACUGACUACAAGCAUGGAACUGCUAAUGCUUCCAGAAGACAUGAACUGAUUUCAUCUCUUCAGGCUCUUGGGCAGUUUUCUGGUCUCCUAUCUACCCCUGCUCCAGUUGUUGUUGAAGCUAAUAAUGCUGCUGCAAAGGCAGCGAACUUCAUCUAUAAUUUCAAGAAUGGGAAUGAGAGUUUUAAUGGUGGCAGCCGUGCUGAUACUUAUGUGAAAGCAGGUGGGAACAUGCGACAUCUCAUAGUGGAGGCUUGCAUUGCCAGAAAGUUGAUUGAUACAUCAGCAUACUUCUGGCCUGGUUAUGUGCUUCCAUCAGUAACCCCAUUGUCGGAUCCAUCACCAGUUCAAGGAUCUCCAUGGUUUGCCUUCAUGGAAGGGGCUCCAUUAGCUGGUCCUCUAAAAAAUGCCCUAAUUGCAACUCCUGCUUCGAGCUUAGCGGAGAUUGAGAAGUUGUAUCACAUGGCAUUAAAUGGGCCAGAGGAGGAUAGGUCAGUGUCUGCAAAGAUAAUAUGUGGUGCAUCUCUCACCCGUGGAUGGAAUAUCCAGGAGUAUGUGGUGCACUUUGUAGUCAAACUUCUGUCUCCUCCUGUACCCCCCAAUUUUACUGGACCUGGAAGUCAUUUAGUGGAUUAUAUGUCAAUGCUGAAUGCUAUUCUUUUUGGGUUGUCUUCUGCUGAUGCUGAGCAUAUUCUUUCUUUGCAUGGUUUGGUUCCUGAAGUUGCUGCAGCUUUAAUGCCACUUUGUGAGGCUUUUGGGUCACUUAUGCCAACCUCAAGUCACAAAUCAAGCAUGGGUGAUGAGAUCUCAGCUUACACGGUAUUUUCAUGUGCAUUUCUCUUUCUUCUUCGGUUGUGGAAAUUCUAUAGACCUCCUCAUGAGCACUGUAUCACGGAUCGAGGAUCCACAGGAUCUGAGCUCACUCUGGAGUACCUGUUAUUAUUACGAAACAGUCGCAGUGCGUCACAUAAUUCUGCUCCUGUGGAUAAAACUAAUAAAGUUGCCCACCUGCUUGAAUCAUCGUCAGCUCCUCCUGUAUAUAUUGACUCCUUUCCGAAAUUACGAGCGUGGUAUUGUCAAAACCAAGCGUGUAUAGCCUCAACACUCUCUGGCCUCUGCAGUGGUAAUCCAGUUCACCAAGUUGCCAAUAAGAUCUUAAGUAUGAUCUAUUGGAAAAUGACUAAGGGUGGGACCUUGUCUGGUAACUCAACACCUUCAAGCAGCAGCAUUAGUGGGUCCCCUGUGAGUACUGGAGAAGAUGUUUAUCAGAGACCCAUGCUCCCUGCAUGGGAGGUUUUGGAAGCAACACCUUUUGUUCUUGAGGCAGUUUUAUCAGCCUGUGCCCAUGGUAGACUUUCAUCUCGGGACUUAACUACAGGCUUGAGGGACCUUGUGGACUUUCUACCAGCUUCACUUGCAGCUAUUAUAAGUUAUUUCUCUGCUGAAAUUACUCGUGGUAUUUGGAAGCCUGUCUCAAUGAAUGGAGUGGAUUGGCCUAGUCCAGCAGCAAACCUUCUUUUGAUUGAAUCGGAAAUAAAGGAAAUCCUUGCUGCUGCAGGGGUUGAUGCUCCCAGCUGUUCAGCAGUUACACCUGUGAUGCUUCCGUUGCCGAUGGCAGCUAUGGUUAGUUUAACCAUAACAUUCAAACUUGACAAGAGCUUGGAAUACAUCCAUGGUGUCGUUGGACCUGCUUUGGAAAAUUGCGCAUCAGGAUGCCCUUGGUCUAGCAUGCCAGUUGUUGGAGCAUUGUGGGCCCAAAAGGUUCGUAGGUGGCACAACUUCAUUGUUGUAGGAUGCUCCCGGUCUGCCUUCAAACAGGACAGAGAAGCCGUUGCCCAGCUUCUCAGGAGUUGCUUCAAUUCUUUCCUUGGGUCAACGCAUGACACCAGCUCCCACAUGACUGAUCAGAGGGGUGUAAACGGUCUCCUGGGCAGCACCAUUGAUGCUUGUGGGCUCCGUCCUUCCAUAGCUCCUGGUUUCCUAUACCUCAGGACUUGUAGGACAAUACACAAUGUCCAAUUUGUGAACGAUGUGAUUGUAGAGCUCGUUGCUAAGUCGGCCCGAGAAUUGGCGGAUAGGUGGGCAGGUGCAGGCUCGUCUCGGUUGAAGUCUUGUCAAGAAUCACUUGCAACUGCUGUGGCGAGAGCAAAGCAGGUGGCAACACUUGGUGCGAGUCUCUUGUGUGUGGCAGGUGGGGUGCAACUGGUCCAGUUGUUGUACCAAGAGACCAUUCCAACAUGGCUACUCUCGACUAGGGAAAGGAAAUUAACAGAAGCGGUUUCUGUGUCUAGAAUUCUGGAAGGGUAUGCCAUGGCUUAUCUGUUGGUACUAUCAGGAUCCUUCAUUUGGGGGGUGAGGGAAACAUCACCAUUCUCUAGACGGGCCGGUAUUGUUGGGAUACAUGUGGAUUUUGUGGCUGGGGCACUGGAGGGGAACAUAUCGCUGGGUUGUCAUCCAGCCACUUGGAAGUCAUAUGUAUCAUGUUUUGUAGGUUUGGUGGUUAGUUUUGCUCCGGCUUGGAUACAAGAGGUGAAGUUGGAAACGUUGAAGAAAUUAGCAAAUGGGUUGAGAGGGUGGCAUGAGUUUGAGUUGGCUCUUUCUCUUCUUGAAAGAGGUGGGCCUGCAGCAAUGGGAUGUGUAGCAGAGCUAAUACAUAUGAUGAACGAUUGACAUAUCAUUUUGAC
Telopea speciosissima is the source of this 4361-nucleotide messenger RNA. Its product is annotated as mediator of RNA polymerase II transcription subunit 33A-like. Bases 1 to 4347 code for a protein of 1448 amino acids. Lineage: Eukaryota; Viridiplantae; Streptophyta; Magnoliopsida; Proteales; Proteaceae. The transcript is spliced from 10 exons. Gene Ontology annotation, cellular component: mediator complex. Gene Ontology annotation, biological process: regulation of phenylpropanoid metabolic process. The record is from RefSeq and is a predicted model, not a curated record.